UCACAAAUUACAAUUGGUAUGUAAAAAAUGACACAGAGUUCUUUCAAAUUUCAUUGUGUCGACAUAUCAGCUUAAUGGAAAUUACUGAUCGCCCUAUAACUUGGUAACAUGACAGAAUAACACGACUUGCUAAAAAAAUGUGUGGUUCACCGCAAGUUUAAAUGAUGACUACGAAUGGUAAUAACAAUAAAAUAAACAAAGAAGUAAUUUAUAUUUUAUGUUUUUCUAAGAACCCUGUCGCUAAUGUAACCACAAAGAUGUGAAUCAUGAAGAUAACUAAUCGUGACAUUAGCGUUAAGACUAGAGUGGCAUAAAAAAAAUGGCGCAGAAAGGUUGUGAACCUGAACGAGAGAUACUUCAUCGAUAUUCAGAACCUUGGGAAAAAAGUGACUUUAUUUUAAAAGUAGAAAGCGAAAAGCUACACGUGCACAAAACAGUACUUGAGUUAGCAUCUCCUGUUAUUUCUAACAUUUUGCAAUCGACAAGAACAAGUGAUGAACUUUUGAUAACAAAUAAAAAGGUGAAAGUAGUUGUUUUAAUGUUGGAUCUGAUCUACCCAGCAGGUCCUUUCAUAGAAGAUAUAACCUGUUACAAAGAAUUGCUCGAUUUGUCCAAAGAAUAUGAAAUUGUGAAAAUCCGCGAAACUGUCGACCGACUUCUAGCACAAAUCAUGCUAAUUGAACAGACUAAAUACAACAACAAAAGUUAUUUUAGUUCUUUGAGAUUCAAAAGUGAAGAAAUAAAAUCCAUGGUUCUAGCUAUCGAAUAUUUGAAAGCAGCGGAGCAGCAUUGCUUGUUAAAAACAAAGGAGAGAUGCUGUAGUUUACUUAUUCAUUGUUGCUAUGGAGAGCCGUUCGAAUCAAGAGAAUAUCGAUCUCUUUCUCCAGCCAUUCAACUUAGUAUAUUAAAAGCAAAAUUGCAACCCCUAAAAGUUAACAACAACUCUAUCAAAUCAAUUAUCAAGUUUUGAGGAAAUUUUUAUUUUUAGAGUUUUUACUGAAAGAGUAAAUACAGUUGCACCUACAUUUUUCAUUGAGCAUGCAAU
Messenger RNA from Hydractinia symbiolongicarpus, 1045 nucleotides. RefSeq lists its product as uncharacterized. Gene Ontology annotation, molecular function: protein binding. Bases 320 to 970 code for a protein of 216 amino acids. The record is from RefSeq and is a predicted model, not a curated record. NCBI's taxonomy places the organism in Eukaryota, Metazoa, Cnidaria, Hydrozoa, Anthoathecata, Hydractiniidae. The transcript is spliced from 2 exons.